GAAUCAAAGUAAAUGUGUUAUUGUGUCCUGUGAAAGGAGUGAUUCUGGUAUACUGGAUAUACUGUGUGUGUAGAUAAGGGUGUAGGUUAACUCAGCCUCCGCACAUGUGACAUUUGUAGGUGGUGGAACAUCUCUUCAAAACAAGUUUUUUCAGUAACAAGUGCUUCCGCGACUUGUUAUGCAGCACAGAACACACACGCAUAGCUGAUAAACAACAAGUAACAAGAGUCAGUGUCACAUUUCCUUUUUCACACCACAUGUGACAGUAAGUCAGGCGGCUGCGUCUUGGUCUGUGGUAGCCCACCUGUCUGCAGCCCAGCUUGCGGGAUGAAGGCCUACUGGUGGAACUGUGUGUUGGGAUUACUCUGCAUGCCUGCUGAGGUAAUGCUCAGCACCUGGUCAGUUUCUCAAGAUCCCCUGUCCAUCUCUCUAAUGAGAGUCAACUCAUCAGCUGAGAUCACAUGCUCCGCGUCGCAGUCUGACCCCAUUAGCUUGCAACUACACCGGCGAUUUCACGGUUUUCAAAGGGACAUUGUGUACCUGGCCUUGGACAAAGGACUAGUGACCAAGAAUACUUCAACUCCAGAAUUCGAAGGCCGAAUUCACGUAGCUUCGGACCAGCAGAUUGGGGAGGGCUAUGGGGUCACCUUGCAGCUGUCUCUGCUGGGGCCGGAGGACACAGAUGUGUAUUACUGCAGCUGGAAAUACUUCAAUUCAGAGACAACGUCGUGUGAAACCCUGGCCAGCAUUGGCACCAUUAUUAUUGUCAGAGAGAGAGAUCCCCAGGAACACUGCAGGGGCCGCAUUUUGGAUCUCAUCCUGAUUGCCUUGAGCGUCACAGCAUUCACUGUCACAUUGCUCCUCCUCAUCGGGGCACUGAUUGUGAGAGGCAGACGAUUUAAAAAGAACUUCCGACCAGCCAGAGCUGUGAAACCAGCCAGAGCUGUGAAACCACCCAGACCUAACAGGCCUCAGCAUGUCUGUCCUCAGCAUGGAGAUCAACAUUACCCCUACUUAAUCACAUCUACAAAUCCCUUGGAUUUCAGGGGCAUUCUGUAAUUAUAUGAAUCAAUGCGUUGAUGAUGAUAAGAGAUGAUUAAUUGGAGCAGCUAUUGUCAACUAUACAGUAAAUGUAUCGCACAAAGGGUUUGCAACAGAUGAUUGAGAUAUAUUUUGAGUCAGCGGCUCGCCUUCGUGCUCAACCCAGGAAAGGUGUAUGACGCCUCACUCCGCUUUCCAUUUCCUUUUCUAUUCAAAUUUGUGUUUUGUUUGCAGAAAAGUGAUCGAGCUACCACAUCCUGGCUGAUGCGAGGUGUACAGGUGCGAGGCGUGUGAACAGUGUUGGUGAAGAAAAACUGCAGAGCAAGCAUUUUUGUUAUUCUGUAUGGGCUUGAUCUGUUGACAUAUGCAGCAUGUUUAUUCUAGGUGUUUCCUUUGUGUCUCAUAAAUAGUACAGAUUGUCAUUUUGUAAUGGGUUAUGUAUGUAUAAUUGUGAUGUGGUUUGUUUUUUUUUGUCUGAUGGGUCUUACUUGUCUGUCUGUCUAUGGUAACAGUAUGUCUAUUGUAUGUGUACUUUUUCUCAAACUGAGCUGCCUAUGGAUGCAAAAUGAAUUUCAGUGCAAACUGACAAUAAAGUUGUAUCGUAUCGUAUCGUAUCGUAUAAAUAGUGUCAACUUUGAAACAAAUGUGACCCACAGUUUUCUGUCUGAAUUGAUAUGUACAUGAUUAAAUCUGAACUUUUUCCAA
This is a messenger RNA of Sebastes umbrosus (honeycomb rockfish), 1746 nucleotides long. RefSeq lists its product as uncharacterized. Gene Ontology annotation, biological process: adaptive immune response. The transcript is spliced from 4 exons. Lineage: Eukaryota; Metazoa; Chordata; Actinopteri; Perciformes; Sebastidae. Gene Ontology annotation, cellular component: membrane. Gene Ontology annotation, molecular function: signaling receptor activity. The record is from RefSeq and is a predicted model, not a curated record. The coding region runs from base 328 to 1059 and encodes 243 amino acids.